CUCAGUUAAACGUUACGUGUUAGCGUUUCGAGUGUUUUAUUAUUUGUGAAUUAUUUGUGUUGAAAUAACGGAAUUAUUGCUAUUAUACAUGAAUACCGCAAGAUUGUCUGGACGCGGUAAAUGUGGUAUAGGUUGAAUAUACACGAAACAAUCAAUUAUAUCGUCGAGGUUCAGGAGUUGGCUCUAUUUAUUCUCCAAUGAUCAAGAAUGUUGCAUCCAGCUAUACAAAGUAUAAUCGUGAUGCACAUCGUCGGCUUGCAGCAUUUCAUAGCGGAGGAAUUUCGCGAUUUACCAGCCAGUUUUGGUCCAGACCUGCCUCCGGAUGGACUUCGUGGGUUCCUGGUGGCCGGCGAGCCGGAAGAUGGCUGCAGUCCAUUGAAGAAACCGCCGAUAGACACCGAGAACUUCACAGGGAAAUGGAUCGUAUUAAUCGCUAGAUAUAACUGCAGCUUCGAGUUGAAAAUACGCAACGCGCAAGCUGCCGGCUUCGACUGCGCGAUCGUACAUAAUGUCAACUCUAGCGAUCUUGAGUCAAUGUCGGCGAAGAACCCUGAGGGUAUAGAAAUUCCUUCCGUGUUUGUGAGCGACCUCGCUGGGAUAAUACUCUCGGAGGAAUACGUCUACACUAAUCGUUACUAUAUAAUGGUGAACGGAGAUCUACCCUUCAACAUCAACACGCACCUGCUGUUGCCGUUCGCCAUCGUCGUGGUGCUCUGUCUCAUCGUUAUACUCAUAUUUAUGAUAGUGAAGUGCAUAAAGGACCGGCGGCGCGCGCGCCGGCACCGCCUGCCCAACCGCGCGCUGAAGAAGAUCCCCACGUGCAAGUUCAGCAAGGGCGACCCGUACGACACGUGCGCCAUCUGCCUCGACGACUACCAGGACGGCGAGCGCCUGCGCGUGCUGCCCUGCGCGCACGCGUACCACGCGAAGUGCAUCGACCCGUGGCUGACGCAGAACCGGCGCGUGUGCCCCGUGUGCAAGCGGCGCGUGCUGGCGGCGGGCGAGCGCGCGCGACACGACUCCGACUCCGAGAGCGAGCCGCUCGUCGCCGACACUCGCGCGCCGCGCACGCAGGGUGGAACUUUCGACGAGCAGCGAGAGAACCCUUUCGUGAGGGCGGCGCGGUACAUCUCCAGGCUGCGGAGUCGUAACGAGCGAGGGGAGGCCGACGCAGAGGUCGCACAGCCCUCGGAAGAUAACGACCAAAUCGUUAAUGAAGAAUCCGUCGAGACCCGCGACACGCAGCCGCUGAUCCGCUCCGAGCCCGAGCGACGCCGCCGCGCGCCGCGCUCGCGACGGGCGCGCUCGGCGCCGCGCGCGCCCCCCGCGCCGCCCGCGCCCCCCGCGCCGCCCGCGCCGCCCGCGCCGCAAGGGGACAUCGGUGUCGCUGCGCUGCCGGCCCCUUCGACGACCAGCGAGCCCCAACAUAUCGAUUUAUGAACACAUGUAUUAUAAAUUAUUGUAAAUUGACUCUUAAGAAAAAUUGCGGACUUACUGAAUAUAAUAUCGCGAAUGUAUAAUAUUACUAACAGACACGAAUAUAUAUUAAUUAAAUCGACUUCGUGAUAUCAUCGCCUUAAACCAUUGUUUAAUGACACCGAUAAUAAUUAAUUAUGAGAGAUCAGAACGGAGGAAUUUCAAGUCACGGCCAAUAUUCUAUGGUUCGAAAUUCGAACUCGACAACCACAGACAAAGAAUGCGUUCGGCGAAAAUCUUCCAAAAACAAAAUAAGAUUACAUUAUUUAUAUUUAUCAUUUGCCUAUGUAUGUAAUUCUUAAAUCUAUUCUAACUUGAAAGAACAAUAACUUUUCUUACUAAAAUAUAAUAUAUAGUUGGAAUAAACUUUAGUGGGAAUUUUUCAAAGUAAGAUAUUUAAGUAUCGAACAUUAUUUUGUCAUUCAUACAAAUUAUUAGAUUUAUUUAUGUCAAGUAAAAACAUAUAUUUUUUGACGUUUAAAUUAUUUUCAUAUCAUUGUAUUUAAGUCAUGCGUCAGACCAGUGAUAGCUAUAGAGGCGGGCACCGCGUCCUGAGGACAGUGAGGGGGUGCUUCACCUACGAAUGUAUCGGAAACUUUUCUAGGUACUAGAAGAUGCGAGCAAUUGUAGAAAUUACAUAAUCACUGAUUCAUUGUGUGUAGAUUUGAUUACAAAUACGCCUGUAUAGCUGUAGCCGGCGCUACGUGAGACCAUGCAAAAUAACUUCUAUUGCCAUAUGUUAAGCUUCAAAAUCUAAUAAAGUACCUGAAAAUAGUAAACAGAGUAUAUAUAAAAACUUUACUACAAGUUUCAAUUUAAAACAUAAUAUCUCUAGACAUAUUUUUAUUAAACAACUUUUUUUAUUAUUAAUAGUGCUGGUUCACCUUUCUAAGCUUUUAUUAAAAUUCACCUGUUAGUAAGUAAGUAUGUGUGGUUCAAAUCUUGCAAAUGAAUUUUAAAUAAUCUUCACACGACCUAUUACGCUUAAAUUUUAUACACUUCUUGCUGUACAAUACAUUGUAUUUUAAUAUCUUAAUGUUCUAAUUUCCUUAGAGAUUUCCUUCCGAGUAUUAUUAAUGAUUUCAAUCUCUGCACACAUCUAUCUUCAUACAACUAAAAGUAAUUAACUGGCGAAAAAAUGAAUUUAUGAUGAAAAAUAAUUCAACUUUUGGUUUAAUGCUUUUAUUUUGUUGGCUGUAUUCUAGCUGCGCUAGGACUAAAAAAAUCAUUGAAAAAAUACGUUUUGAGUUUAAUGUGUCUAGAGAUAAAUGUUAUUGAAGAAAUCUUAUAUGACUUCGUCAAUUCGGUUUAUUCAACCUUCCCUUUAAAUAUUAGGCAUUUAAUAAUGUUAACAACACGUUAACGCGCUGGGUGAAAAAUAAAAUUAUGUACAUAUUCAAAUCAAACAAAUUAUUAUUUCAAUAGAAUUUGUACAACAUAUUAGUAUCAAACUUAAAUAAUAUCGAAAAUUGAUUUUUUUUUCUUAAACUACUGUAAAAUAUGUAUCAAUAAAAUAAAUAUUGUAUUUUGUAUCUACAUUCUAUUGAAAUAGAACAAAAUGUUUAGUAAAACUUUCAUAGUGAUAGCCAGACUUUGUUUUCGUUAACACAUCAGUCAAUUUCAUAAUAUAAAAAUAUAUAAUUUAUCAAGGCCAACUUGGUAGGUUGUGCAGCGGCAAAGGGAAAAUGAAUUGUAAUAUAUUAUUAAUAUGUUCGAGGUAAAUCAACUAAAAUUAUUGUGUAUAAGCUUUAGGUAUAUCGUAUUGUAGCAUAAUGUAUAUGAAUAUAGAUUAAAUUAUAGUUGUUAUUAAAAUGGAGGACUUUUAUUAGACAAGGGCCACUGACCAUUAACAAAAAAUGUAAAAAAUAAAUUUUAUAACAACUAACGUUCAUAAAAUUUCCAUUGAUCAUGUAAUAUAUUAUAUUGUAUUUUUAUGACAAAGUAUUCUUUUAUUUUUAAUAACACGACUAAUUAAAGUAACUUGCCAUAUAUAUUUAAGUAUGGAGAAGUUAUUUUCCAUUAGUUUCUAGAAACCUAAUUUUACAUGUAGCAGUUUUGAAUAUUUUCAUCGUAAUUCAUGUCAAAUUAAUUUGAACUCCAGGUAAUGGUGAUAUUGGUAUAAUCACUCUAUUGCUGUUUACACACGACACCGCAGCGACAAUCAACUCCGUUUGUCAAAUGUUGAAACAUACGCAAACAUUUGCAAGAUCGCGGCUCCAAUAUCACGUUUCACUCAUGUAUAUAACCGCGCGUACAAAUAAAACUGCUACUGAAAAAACGGAAUCGCGCAGCUGCUGUUGCGGCGCCGUAUGAAAACAGCAUUAAAUAUAUUGUCUAUGAAUGACAAUGUCGCAUGUUAUAGAAUAAAAACCAAAGAUUAAAAUCGUUUCAC
Nymphalis io (European peacock) is the source of this 3868-nucleotide messenger RNA. It is a transcript of the gene gzl, whose product is annotated as E3 ubiquitin-protein ligase RNF13. Bases 208 to 1440 code for a protein of 410 amino acids. Lineage: Eukaryota; Metazoa; Arthropoda; Insecta; Lepidoptera; Nymphalidae. The record is from RefSeq and is a predicted model, not a curated record. The transcript has 12 exons. Gene Ontology annotation, cellular component: nucleoplasm; cytoplasm.